AUGGCAUAUAUUUGUAAUCACCUUUGGUUUUUUCUUAUUCUAUCAGUUGUUAAUAAUGUUCAUGGCGAAUUGAAUAUUUAUGGUGCAACCGAUAAUGAAUGGGACUUUGUACGAGAUAUAUUCAAAGAAAAUUUCAUAGAAGAACGAGAUCUUGGUGGAUCAGUAGCCGUUUAUCAUCAAGGGAAAUUAGUUGUUGAUCUAUGGGCCGGAUCGUUUGAUCAAUCUCAAGGAAAAGCCUAUGACAAUAAUACAUUACAAUUGGUAUUUUCAACGUCGAAAGGUGUAGUAGCUGUAGCUGCUGCACUUUGUGUUCAACAAGGUCUACUUAAUUACUCAGCAUUAGUGGCAGAUUAUUGGCCAGAAUAUGGGCAGAGUGGGAAAGGAAAUACAACAGUGGCAGAUAUUCUAUCACAUCGUGCAGGAUUACCUUUUGAAUCAGCAUCAGACGAACAGCGUUUGAACUGGGCAGUGAUGAUAGAUAUGUUGCAACGACAAUCACCAAUAUGGCUGCCUGGAACAAAACAUGGACAGUUUAUUCGAGAUGAAAUUGCUUCUAAAUUAGAUAUCGAAUUCUACAUUGGUUUACCAUCAACAGAAGAAUAUCGUGUUUCACCACUUAAUGUCAAACCGAAUGGAAAUGGAUCUAUUGAUACUUCAGCAUUUGCCUGGUUUAACGAGCAGCGUACACAUGAAGCAGAGAUUCCAGCUGCUAAUGGAAUAACAAAUGCUCGAUCAGUAGCAAGACUUUACGCAUCUUUAAUUGGAGAUAUAGAAAAUAAUAAAUAUAAACGAUUAUUAAAUGAAGAAAUCUUGAAAGAAGCAACAAAAUCGAACACACCUCCAGGUGAAAUUGAUUCUGUAUUUAAUGUUACUUCUGUACUUGCAAUGGGUUUUUUUUCUUCUGGAUAG
Molecule: messenger RNA, 909 nt
Organism: Adineta steineri
Lineage: Eukaryota; Metazoa; Rotifera; Eurotatoria; Adinetida; Adinetidae
Source: the annotation of a GenBank genome assembly